CACCUUCUUGUACUUAACCAUCCAGAACCAGCAAACACCGCACAGCUUUAACCCCCCACCACCAUCAGCCUGAAAACCCUGCAGCUCUCUGCAACGCCACUGUUCCGCACGCAGACGGCGAAAAGAUCACGCGCCUAGGGUUCGGCACCGCCCUCCAUCGAAAUCGGCGGCGGCGUCGGCGCCCCUCCCCGCAGCAAUGCGACCGCCGCCCGCGGUGAUGACGGCCUCCUCGUCGGAGAAGAAGGCGGCGAAGCGGAGCGGACCACCGAGGCCCCGAGGGAGGAAGUCGCAGCUCGCCCUCCUCGGUGAGUGCCGUUCGCGAGGAACAGGGGGGUGCUCACCUGGAAAUGCAUUUGCUCCACAUAUACUGCUUAUCAAUCGGGGAGAGGAUAUUACCUCCAAGAUUAUGCUGUUAUCAGAGCUGCACUCCAAAUCCAUCUGCAUUCUAUCAGCCAAUGGCCCAUUAUCAGCUAUAACUCUCCGUCUAUCUUCACAUUCAGGUGGCCUUGACAAUGCAGUUUACCAGGGUCAGUUUGAGAUAAUUUCACUAAAAGGCUCUUAUCUGCUGUCUGAUGAGGGUGGCUCAGGAAACAGCAGUGGGGGUUUAAGCAUUAUGGUUUCUACUCCUUGCGGCAGCUUGUUUGGAGGUAGCGUUGGAGGGCCGCUGAUCGCUGCUGACCCUGUGCAGGUAAUUGCUGGAAGCUUCAAUUACACGGUGACAGAGGAAAAGAAGGAGCCAAAGACCAGUGACAGCCAACUUAAUGAGCUGAAAGUACCUUGGGAGCUGGAUGCAAUGCCUUAUGAACCAUUUUCACCUUUGCCUCUGUUUGGGUGGUCCAGGAUUGAAGAUGUCAAACUUGAUCGCCACGACUUCGACCUGACCAAUGGUUAGCUCUUGGCUUCACUAUGCUGCGACAUAUGCAUGAAGAUAAUACAUGAUGGAGAUAUAACAUAACAGUUGUAAGGGCAAGCUAUUAAAAACUUUGAUUUCCAAAGAUAUUUUGUGGGCGGAAGUGUACUUCCAAACUCAAAUUCGCGGAGGAAAAGUAGUUCUAAAUUCUAACCAAGACUUCUAGAGACAUGUAAAAUUGAUAUGUCGUUUGCUAAGUCGGGAACAACGGUGUAAUUCCGCAGACUUAUAUCAGCGGGAGCUAUAAACUAGUAAUAGCAAGUCAUUUUAUGUCGAAGGAUUAUGAAAUGCACAUUCAGAUGACAGAAGCGCCUUCUGAACAUU
This is a messenger RNA of Triticum dicoccoides, 1234 nucleotides long. RefSeq names its product AT-hook motif nuclear-localized protein 1-like. The record is from RefSeq and is a predicted model, not a curated record. NCBI's taxonomy places the organism in Eukaryota, Viridiplantae, Streptophyta, Magnoliopsida, Poales, Poaceae. Bases 197 to 892 code for a protein of 231 amino acids. Gene Ontology annotation, molecular function: minor groove of adenine-thymine-rich DNA binding. The transcript is spliced from 5 exons.